GUGAGCCACGGAUUAAUAUAAAACACGCUGUCCACCGCUCUACACUUGACAUAUCGGACCACAUCUUCUCCAUGUGCUUUAAAGUCAAUAUUAGCUGGCAUUUCAUAUAAGAUGUGAUGCUAGAAGUAAGGCGGGAAUGUGUUUUUUUCGUAAUGGGAAAUGUUCUCGGCAGACAGGGACGAGUCACCAGUCGAGUGACAGAUCAGGACAGGGCGAUAUUGCAACUGAAACAGCAGAGAGAUAAACUGAAACAAAAUCAGAAGAAAAUCACACUACAGCUGGAGAAAGAGAGACGUCUGGCCAAACAGCUCCUGAAGGAUGGCAGGAAGGAACGAGCUCUUCUGCUGCUCAAAAAGAAACGCUACCAAGAUCAGCUGCUGGACAAGACCGACGUCCAGAUAUCCAACCUGGAGCGCAUGGUUCAAGAUAUUGAAUUUGCUCAGAUUGAAAUAAAGGUCAUUGAGGGUUUAAAGGCUGGGAAUGACUGUCUCAAGCAGAUGCACGAGGUCAUGUCUAUUGAGGAGGUGGAGAGGAUACUGGAGGAGACGCAGGAGGCCAUUGAGUAUCAGAAGCAAAUUGAUGAACUGCUGGCAGGUUCAUUGACACCGGAGGAUGAGGAUGCUGUGUUAGCAGAGCUGGAGGCUAUCAUUCAGGGAGAAGACAUCACACUUCCAGAAUUACCCACAGAUCCAUUGCCAGCGGUGCCUAAAGGGGAGACAGAAAGAAAAGAUGUACAAAUCAAGGUGGAGCGAGAGAUGCUGGCAGCGUAGUGUCUGAUCCUACAACCUGGCUCUUCACUUUGUUUUGGAUGAAAGGAAGAGCUACGGGAAUAUAUUUGGCAGAAAAGAAAGCUUUAUAGGAUAUUUAAUAGGCGUGCAUCAGAAUCAGUGUUCACAUGGUCAUGGAAAACGUAAAAAUGUGAGGGAAUUUUACGUUUUUAAAAGUCAUGGAAAGAAAUGUCAAGAUAAAGAAAUGGGAAUUUCUUGUUAUAAAAAAUUAUUUAUUGUAAUAUUUGGUUACAAUGUCUUUAUAUUGCAGUUAUACUUGUAAAAUAUUUUAAAUUCAAUUUAAAACUUUACUUUUUAAAGUAAUUAUUAACCACUUGAAAUGUCAUGAACAAUAAAAGAUUUUCAAACCAUGAAGAAUAGAAAUGCUGUUAGAGUUUACAGUAUUAUCUUAAUGUAAAACCAGCUGUUGUUAGGUAAGUGGGUAGGUUAGCUAGAAGCAUAAAUGAAAGUUCACAUCGAUUAAUAUAUAUAUAUAUAUAUAUAUAUAUAU
Molecule: messenger RNA, 1278 nt
Organism: Carassius gibelio (silver crucian carp)
Lineage: Eukaryota; Metazoa; Chordata; Actinopteri; Cypriniformes; Cyprinidae
Gene: chmp6a
Product: charged multivesicular body protein 6a
Exons: 8
Coding region: 117-770 (217 amino acids)
Biological process (GO): late endosome to vacuole transport via multivesicular body sorting pathway; vesicle budding from membrane
Cellular component (GO): ESCRT III complex; multivesicular body
Source: RefSeq, a predicted model, not a curated record